Scheffersomyces stipitis CBS 6054 is the source of this 957-nucleotide messenger RNA. RefSeq lists its product as uncharacterized. The record is from RefSeq and is a predicted model, not a curated record. The transcript has a single exon. The coding region runs from base 1 to 957 and encodes 318 amino acids. NCBI's taxonomy places the organism in Eukaryota, Fungi, Ascomycota, Pichiomycetes, Serinales, Debaryomycetaceae. Gene Ontology annotation, molecular function: S-adenosylmethionine-dependent methyltransferase activity.
AUGUCCACGUUCUCAAAGGCUAAUUUCAAGACGCUCAACUACAAGUCGUUUCGUCCCCAUUAUCCUCCCAGCUUCUACAAGUUGCUCUUCAACUACGUGACCAAGGGAGAUUUGACAAAGUUGCCCAUUGAUAAGGCUAUCGACUUGGGCUGCGGUACAGGUGUCGCUACCUACCCAUUGUUGAACUCGUCCGAGCAUGUCAUCGGACUUGACUUGUCACCUAAGAUGAUUCAGACUGCCGAUUCGUUGAUUUCGGAAAGAAUGGAACAGCUCGGCAUUUCCGACCAAUCUCGUAUCACCUUCAAAACUGGUGCUGUGGAAGACUUUGUUUACCAAGAACCAAGGGAGAUUCCAAACGAGUCUGUUAAUUUGAUAACUGCUGCUCAAUGUAUCCACUGGUUUCGGGAUUACAAUGCCUUUUUCAAGAACUCGGCCCAGUUGUUGAAAAAAGGCGGUACUUUAGCCUACUGGUUCUACGUCGAUCCUGUUAUCGUAGAUUUCCGUGGUCCGUACAAAGGAGACAAGGCCCAUGUAUUGUCUAGAACUUGGCAGUUGUAUAACAAGUACAUCUACGAAGAUGCCAACUUUGUAGGUCCACACUGGGAGCAGCCAGGAAGAACCAUCAUCAAAAACUUCACUGUCGAAGUAAACAAACAUAUUCCAAGUGAAUUGUACGAUAACGUUGUUAUAAACACAUUUCUUCCAAAUUCUACCGAUAACAAAACACCCUCAGAAAAGGACCUUAAUUUGAGCAAAUUGGACAUCACUCUUGAGGACUAUUUGAACUACUUGCGCACUUACAGUGGGUACCAUAACUUCCAAGAUGCAACGGGUGACAAGGUAAAUGUUUUCGAACUUUUGUUGAAGGAUUUUGAGACUGAGCUUGGCUUUGACAGAAACACCACGAAGGUCGACUUGGUAUGGAGGACGGGCUACACUUUCAUCACCAAGAAAUAA